CAUACACACACAAGUACACACACACAGGUACACACACACUCGCCUGUUCGACAUCCACUCAACUUCCUCGUGAAGUUCUGUACAGCUGAGCCGUGUGCGGGUUUACCCGGCUGCCAUCGUGAAGGGUGUGUAACCUUUGGUGCGCCGAUUAAGCCAAAGACGGGGGGCCCUCAUCCUGCUGCUCGCCUCGAGCCCGCCGUGCCCAGGUGAGGAGGGUGAUGCUCACAGGUGGCCAUUUCAGUCCGAGUCGCCAUAGGGGAGGCCCAGGACAGUUUCGGAUAAUCGUCACUGGCGUCAAUUGGCCAUGAGUUGAAAUCGUUCUCGGGUCACCAGGACCACCGGUCUCUCUCGCCGUGAUCGGGCGAGGAGCUGCUCAGUGAUCCGGGAGAGCCUCGGAGUCGAGCCGCCGCUGCCGCUCCUCCUGCGGAUCGAGAGGAGCCAGUGGAGGUGGUGUGGGCACCCAGUCUCCCGCGUGACGCGAGCAGCGAGCACCGGGGACCAGUUCCUCCACGUGCUCCACCAUGGCGCCCGUGCCCCUCGCAGUUGGAGGAGACCAGUUCGAGCCCUGGGUGGUGAUGGUGGUGGCGCUGCUGGGAGCGCUCGCAUCGCUGGGGAUGGUGCUGUUUACAUGCAUCGACUGCUUAAGGGACAAUGAUGGCAAUUCGGACCGGAUCAGCCUGAAGGCACCGCAGCUGAGGCCGGCAAAGAACGGCACGGUUCAUGAGAAUCGGCAGCAGCAGCAGCAGCAGCAGAAGCAUCGUCAGCAGCAGCAGCAGCAGCCGCAGCAGCAGCAGAAGCAUCGUCAGCAGCAGCAGCAGCAACCAGACAGAGAAGACGGAAGCUCCUCGCAGAGAGGGACCGCACCGGGGAGCAAGAAGCAGAGCAGUACGCUGGUUCGCCAGUCACCGCCGUCGGCGGCAUUGCCACUGCCGUCGGCGAACAGCGCCACUGGGCAGCCAAGCGUCGGUGCAGCUGAUGAGCAACUGUACGAGGAAGUUGCCGAAGAAUCGAUGUACGAUGCUGUCACGGAAGAGGGCGAUCCUGGGGAUGACGGAGUUGGUGGUGGCGUUGGCGGUGGCGUUGGUGGUGGCGUUGGCGGUGAUGUUGGUGGUGGCGUUGGCGGUGGCGUUGGCGGUGGUGGUGGUGGCGGUGGGCGUGGCGGCAGCAGCAAAAAAGGUGGCGGUGGAUAUGAAAGCGGCGUCGGCACUCCGAACGGGAAGAGCAAAGAAGCCACUGGUGGAACUGCCUCCGACUUCCUGCACCGGUUCACCGUGCGUGCGGGAUCCAGCUACUCACAGGAGGAGGGUAAAGCCGGAGGAGCUGGAGAAGAAUCCACGCGACCGCCGGGAGAACACGAAGACUCCUGCACACCGGGCGAGAUGUCAUCUCGGCGGGGAUCGCAUUUGGCCGUGGCGGAGACACCGAAACGCCACCACACGGAGGUGACGGACGAGGUGAACUACCGCACGGUGGAACAGGACCCGUUUCUGACCCCCGAAGAGAUCGAGGCGAUGUACACCAAGGUGCGCACGAUGAGCCAGCGGUCCAAAGACGAUGAUGGCGGCGGCGGCGGCGGCGGCGGUGGUGCAGCGUCCCCGCCGAUGCGAAGGCUCCAGGGCAACCGGGGCAAGGAUUACGCGGAGCCUGGCGAGUACCGUAUCAAGGGUGGCGCGGAUGGUGGCGACGGCGGCGGCAGUCACAGCCGCACCAAUGAGAGCCACGCCGAAGCACAUGCGGAUUUAACCACGAAAAUUUAAGAAGGGCCAUUUUAGUGUUCUUAUUUGUUUAAACGUUGGAGGGGGAGGGGGGGGGCGAUAGAAAACAAACACGUGUACGGUACAACGUCACGUAUCCGACUGACCGGCAUGUGUCUCUGCCCGGACCAAUUAGCUGCCCUCCACUGUAAUAUCUCCAUAGAUGUUGACUAACCCAACUUCCUUCAUACACACACCACACACGGUGGCCUCGCACCCAUUUUCUCUCCCCCAACACCCAGUUGGAGGAGUGUCACGGCGUUGUUUUUAUAGCCGUUUUGCGCUUCAGUUUUUUGUCCAGUGACCCUCGUGUGCGUGAAGGUCUGCUGUAGGACUUCGAUUCGCACCGAACGUAGCCAAACGUGCUAAUCGGAGGUGCGGGGGGACCCCCUUCACUGAUUUUCAGAGGGGGGGGGACUUUCGCCGGUAAGACAUCAUCGGUGUGUGUGUGUGUGAGGGCCGCCACACAUGAAACCCACUGGGUGUUUGACAGCAGCACGAUGACAAUGAUGAGGCAGAGGUCGCAAACGGGUUUUGAUUCCUUACCCGUACCCGGCCGCACCAGGGUCGCAAACGGGUAGCCGGGUAUCGGGUAGGGUACGGGUAUCGGGUACCCGGUUGCGACCUCUGUGAUGAGGGGUAUUGUCCAGGGGGGAGGGGCGGGCGCUAGUGGCCUUGCAAUGAAGAAUGCUGGUGUCCAGCGUAGGUCAUCGCGAGCCGUGAAACCAAAACCGGGGGGGGGGGGGGGGGGCGGCCCAGUAAACGUGCAGACCCUUGCAGCGAACAAUGACGUCACAGCGAACGGCGACGUCACGGCGAGCGAUGACGUCACGGCGAGCGAUGACGUCACGGCGAGCGAUGACGCCACAGCGAAACGGUGACGCCACAGAGGCAUUUGGAGCCAAGUUUUUAAACACCGGGUGCGGAUGGUGGCUGUUAACCGGUAAUACAAUCACUACCCCUGUGCAAACUGGCCGAAUUGUGUGAAAUCUACCGGCUGCACAACCGGUCAAAUGUUAAGCACCGUAGGCGUAUCAUAUUUUUAACAGCUUGUUGUAAUUGUUCUUGUUCUCAGCGUAACCUUGGCUGCCUUGACCAGGCUUCGAUGCCUUGGCUCGGCCUGGCUGUGUUGGCUAGGCAUGGCUGCCUUGACUCGGCCUAGCGGCCUUGGCUACGACUAGCUGCCUUUACUCGGCUUUGCUAUUUUGCCUCUCCCAUGAGUGUUCGGAUUCGGUUCCCCUAGAAGGUUCCUAGCCUCGUGGAGCGAAACGUCGGACAUCGUGCUGCAACAGUUUAUAUUUUUUUGUACGUGGCUCGCUGACCUCACUGGAUUGGCGGCGUUUUUUAUUGAAUGUGGAGCAUUACUCCCCUGCUCGUCGGAGAGUCCGCAUAAGGUGACGCACAGGAUCGUAAUGGAUUUUUUUUCCGAUUGAUUGUUAAUGUGAUUUUAAACGUUUAUUUACAAGCAUACUCUAAAUGGGUUGUUGGGGUUGUGUCACGAGAUGGGAGGAAAUACUCCUUGGGAAGUUCUUGUAGUUUAAGAUCGCCCGAUAUUUCGAUCCCUCCACUGGAUCCCAAUCCAAUCCAUCCACUGGAUCCCAAUCCAAUCCAUGAUCUAUUUGAAGAUUUGACUUACCGCCUUCAAGAUCCUUUGUGGACCUCACUCCUGUCUGCUCCUCCCCUCCCAUCUCGCUCUCCUCCCCUCCACGAACUCUCCUGCCUCUCCCCUCUCAUCUCACUCUACUCCCCUCCACGCACUCUCCUACCUCUCCCCUCUCAUCUCACUCUACUCCCCUCCACGCACUCUCCUACCUCUCCCCUCUCAUCUCACUCCACUCCCCUCCACGCUCCAUCCUACCUCUGUGAGCCCAGGAUCUCAGUGGUGCCAUCCAGGCGCUCUGUAACCCAUGGUACCAUUAGCGCAAUGUUUAGCGGGCAAAGUACUCCUUCCUCUCGCUGGCUGUUGUUAUGUUUAACUUGUUGUGCAAGGUUAUUGUUCCUGUAUAUACUCUGAACAUAUAAUGCAUUCGUACCAUAUAUUGGUGGGAGUGGUGGCGCAGCGCUAUUAUCCUACUAACCUGGCCUCCCCGAGUUCGAUUCCCAGCCACAGCUAAUAUCAGUGGGAUAUCCGAACCGGUUCUGGGCUUUCCCCCGUUCGCCUUUGCCAGCGCGGUGAAGUACGGUCGCUCGGACGACGCCGACACGGCCGACACGGCAGGGAGAGGCCUUCAUCCAGCAGUGGAUCGACGAAGGGGGAGUUGACAACAAUCCAGUCUCCUCCCGCGCUUUCAAACGAGCCUGGCGCAGGCCUCCUUAUCCGUCAGUGGAAAUUCCACAUUCCUCUGGGCGGGGACCAGCAGAGUGUAUCCGCAGUGGAAAUAAAAAAGCGCUUAACGUUGACACCUUACAGAGUUGUCCAGCCUUCAGCACCAUCACCGUCGCGGGCACGGGCAAUCCACACGCUGGAUCAAGGCCCGUCGAAUCUUCCCCGGCAUCCCACGCGAUUCCUCCGAUGGAAUAAAUCCGCCCGGCACCAGCACACGGAACGAUUUCGUCGCUUCGUCUCCGCGGACCGACGUCCCCUCUCUCGCGCGCACGCUCCGUCUCCUCGGGUCUGCCACUCUGUAAUUAUUGUUGACCGUCGGCCGUCAUCCCUUGGUGGCCGUGGCGCGUCGUGCCCAUAGCCCCAUUGACGGUAGAGCCCUUCUUGAACGACCAGCCCUGUUCACGACUAAUCACUUAACAACAUGCCUCCAUAGAGCCCGAUGUGUAGUGUAUAGUGUAGUGUAUAGUAGUGUAGUGUAUGGUAGUGUAGAUUAGUGUAGUGUAUAGUGUAGUGUAUAGUAGGGUAUGGUAGUGUAGUGUAUAGUAGUGUAGUGUAUGGUAGUGUAGAGUAGUGUAGUGUAUAAUGUAGUGUAUAGUGUAGUGUAUAGUAGUGUAUAGUGUAGUGUAUAGUAGUGUAGUGUAUAGUAGUGUAGAGUAGUGUAGUGUGUAGUGUAGUGUAUAGUAGUGUAGUGUAUGGUAGUGUGUAUAGUGUAGUGUAUAGUAGUGCAUAGUGUAGUGUAUAGUAGUGUAUAGUAGUGUAGUGUAUAGUAGUGUAGUGUAAAGUAGUGUAGUGCCUCCAUAGAACCCAAUGAGUAGUGUAUAGUGUAGUUUAUAGUAGUGUAGUGUAUAGUGUAGUGUAAAGUAGUGUAGUGCCUCCAUAGAGCCCAAUGUGUUCACUUACCGACCAUUCCUCUGUUAACGACGGGUUGUUGUAGGUACAGUAAAUAUUAAUGCAUUGAUUAACCGUGUUUCAUUGAAUGUGUUUAGGUAUUACAAUCCAUUGUAAAGUACUUUUUUGGGGUGAAAUAGGGGUAACUUUCCAUGCUAUCGGAACGAGAGUGUAUUUCCUGUACUCGCUUAACGCCCAAAUCGCUGAAUGACCGGUUUCGUGUGAACAAAUCACCGUCUUUAAGAGAGGUUCUGCUGUGCUUGCAACAUCGAAUGCCGUUUCGAUAAUCUGACCACAUCCUCUAAUCCAGUGCUUCUUACGUGGACCCCAGGAGGUACGCGAGGUGAUGUAUACAAACCUGUGAAAUGAUAUCGCACGCGAGAGUCAUCGGCGAAUAACCCAACGUGCGAAUUUGGUCAUAGAAAAAUAACUCCGAUUUUUUAUUUUUUUUACUUUGAUCCACAUGGUCACCGAGAACGAUAGAAGAGACAUAAACAUCAGCGAUCGACAUCGGUGCGGGUUUCCAAGGGGGUGGCCAGCGAGCGUGAACACACAUUGCGUCCGCUCAAUUCCUCUCCUUGAAUGCGCUCGCAGUUGCUCGGCCAAGUUAGGGGGGAUAGAAACCUCGCAAAAUUGACAAUCGGCUAAAAUGUCGCGACGGUGUUUAUCGUUCGUGUAUUUAUCAGAGCCAUGUUGGGUCAGGCAAGGGGAGGGGUUAGAGCAGUGACCAACACAAGGUUGAAAAUAACCACCGGGUCUUGGCCACGUGCUUUUCUUCCUGUCUCCCGCGUGUAAAUUCCAGCCAUGCAAUUCAGUCUUUCAUGUGGUCCAGCCUCACCAUUUAGUAUUAGGGGCCGUCCAUAAAUGACGUCACGCACCUGGGGGGGGGGUCAGACAUUUGUGACGAUGUGUGACGAGGGGGUGGGGGGUUUGAGAAAUGUGACGUCACAUAAAUGUGCAACUUUAAAUAAAUAUAGACAACACGUUCUACUUAAUUAAAUAGACUUUUUAAUAUAUGUUUUCUCCUCCAACAUCAGAGUGCAGCGCCACAUUAAGUACGCACUACAAUGACAAUAGUUUAAAGCGAUUUGAAGCAUGUUUUAUUUGGGGGGGGUGGGGGCAGAGCUUUGUGACGUCAUUUGAGGGGGGGGGUCUGAUUUUUGUGACGCCGUGUGACAAAGGGAGGGGGGCGGGUCAAAAAUCGUCCAAAAUCGCGUGACGUCAUUUAUGGACGGGCCCUUAUUCAUUUCUGUCGACCUCGGGAUGGGGAUGAUGGUAAUAAUGGCGAUGGUGGUUAUCGGCAGAUUUGAAGGCUGACACUUUGUACAAUUUAUUUGACUGGUAAUUAAAAUAAAACCGAGGAGGGGAAACGUUUACGAGUGUUCUUUUUGUUUUGUUAACUGGCUUCAUUAACGUUUUACUUCGUGCCAAUCUUGAUUUGAAGCUUUCGUGAGUUUUACUUUGUGUUAUUUAAAAAAAAGAAACUUUUUUUUGUACGCGUGAUAUCACCCACCGCCAUCCGUCGCCAGCGGUGAGGGGGUGUGAGGGUGAGUGAGGAGGUGAGUGGCUGGCUGAGGUGCCAUCUGUUGAGGAAGUACUGAAGGCGAUCCACAGACUGUAACAACUACAGGGGCAUCUCACCUAUCAGUGUGCCGGGAAAGGUCCUGGCAAGGAUUAUUCAACAUCGCCUUGCUCAACACGCUGAGGGGAGGCUUGCGGAGCCCCAAUGCGGUUUCAGGAAAGGGCGGUCCUGCACAGAUGCCAUAUUUUCUGUCCGUCUGCUACAGCAGAGGUGUAGGGAAUUCCAACAAGACCUACAUCUCUGCUUUAUUGACCUGGUCAAGGCCUAUGAUACCAUCAGUAGGCCUGGGCUCUGGGUUGUUCUUCGUGCUUUCGGAGUCCCUGACCCUCUGCUCACGCUCAUUAAGGACCUUCAUGAUGGUGAGCGGGCCCGGGUAAAACUACAUUCCCUGUACACCUUGAGGUGCGACAGGGAUGUCCUCUGGCUCCCACAUUAUUUAACAUCUAUUUUGACCACGUAGUUCGUGAAGCCUUCAAUAGCUGUACCGGAGGAAUUUCCAUUUGGUACAGAUAUAAUGGGAGGCUGAUCGAUGCCCGGGUGCGAUCAAGGGAUGGCUCCCUAUUGCUCAACCACGUUAUGUAUGCCAAUGAUCUGGUAAUCGCUGCUCACUCAGAGGAGGAGUUGGAGACGCUGCUGCUGAAACGAGCGUGCCACUAAGAGGUGGGGCCUUACCAUCAGCCCCACCAAAACUAAGCACCUGCCUGGGUAUUUUGUACCAUCGGACACUCCACCCCCCACAACUCCCAAUCUGUGAUGGGGCAGUAGUGGAGAGAGUGGAGAGUUUCCCAUACCUGGGCAGUGUGCUCAUGACCAGCUCCGGUUUAACAGCAGAGGUCUCACUCCCAAUCAGUCGAGCGGCAAUAUCUUUUCAUCGGUUGCGUAAUGCUGUGUGGAAGCUACCUGGUUUGUCGCUCUGCACGAAGCUUCAGGUCUUCUCGGCCACGGUCAUUUCCUCCAUUCUCUACGCUUUCGAAACGUGGACCCCCCUAAUGGAGCAUCUUCGCCGGUUAGAAACAUUUAGGUUGGCCUGCUUACGAUCAAUCCUGGGUUUAACCAGGCUGGAUUGUGUGAGAAGCUCACAAAUCCUCGAAAGAUCUGGACAAAGUCCCAUCGGUGAGCUCCUCCAACAGGCAAGGCUGCGUUGGCUGGGCCAUGUAGCCCGCAUGCCCAGCCACCGCAUGCCUAAACAGCUUUUGUUCGGCCGGAUCGAGGUGGCUAAACGGGCGCGGCACGGGCUAGAAAAGAGAUGGAGUAACGUGGUACAGGAGGAUGUGGAGCUGAGUGGACUUGCCGAUGACUGGUACCAGCGGUGUCAAGAUCGGCCUCUGUGGAGGAGGCUUGUGAAGGAUGCUACUGGGCAGUUGGAGGCAGUCGCCCUCCAACAACAACGGAGGGCGGAGGAGCGACGCUCACAACAACGAGCGGAGCGCCGGGUGGCUAAAGCACAUCAAGUUGGCACAGUAGGGGGCACACAGGUGGUGCAUCAGCCAGUCGUCUCAGUCAUCUCAGUCAGUCGACCCGUGGCACCUGCUGGGUCUGCCCCGUGACCUGCUAGCGGGCGUUCGACACUUCACGUGGCCUCAAGGUGCACAUGGCCUGGUACAAGCAUCGUGGUGACGUCACCGCCACGUAGUGGCGAAUGGCGGUUGUUGUGUGGAGGAUAGAAUCAGGUGUGUGGAGGGGUGAGGAGCGGUGUGGAGGUGUGCGCUGGAGUCAGGGGGAUGUGAGGUGUGUGAUGGAAUCAGAAGAUGUGUGGAUGUGUGUGGAGGUGCAUGGAGGUGUGUGGAGAAGCGGGAGAUGUUUACGCCCAUCCCUCAC
This is a messenger RNA of Lethenteron reissneri (Far Eastern brook lamprey), 8368 nucleotides long. RefSeq names its product aspartate, glycine, lysine and serine-rich protein-like. Gene Ontology annotation, cellular component: mediator complex. Gene Ontology annotation, molecular function: transcription coactivator activity; transcription factor binding. Gene Ontology annotation, biological process: positive regulation of transcription by RNA polymerase II. NCBI's taxonomy places the organism in Eukaryota, Metazoa, Chordata, Hyperoartia, Petromyzontiformes, Petromyzontidae. The record is from RefSeq and is a predicted model, not a curated record.